Messenger RNA from Symbiodinium necroappetens, 648 nucleotides. The record is from the annotation of a GenBank genome assembly. NCBI's taxonomy places the organism in Eukaryota, Dinophyceae, Suessiales, Symbiodiniaceae.
AUGGGUGUUGCCAUCGAGAAGACGAUUAACGGCGAGGUCUUCCGCGGCAAAGUUGAAGACAUCGAGGUCGGCCAGAGAUCUCGAGAUCGACUCUAUCGAAUCCGGUACACAGACGGUGAUCUGGAGCACAUGGAGGAGCACGAAGUCAGAUCACUUCUGCUGCUCCACGCAGGCAGCGCCAGGGACCAGGCAGCUUCGCAACCCCAGGCCGCUCUCCACGAGGAGAAGGGGAAGCAAAGCACCGAAGAGGUUGCUGAUGAUUCAACCGAUGCUGUGGCAACGUCUUCGAAGCGACAGCGGAUUCAGGAGCCCAAGAACGAGGAAGAGAAGAGCGCAUCCGACCAGACAAUGACGGUGGAGCCAGAAGAUGGCGAAGAAAACGGGAUUUACAACAUGAUCUCGUCAAAAGCAACAAAGUUCAUGGAGGUCGUUUGGGGUCGCUCUGAAGCUCCCGUGCCGGGUACAGAGGUGCCUCACGAAGAGGCGGUCAAAGGAGGCGCCGAGCAGACAGAGGCGAAGGAGCCCCUCGAAAAAGAUUCCGAGAUUCUGCCAGUGCCCGCAGCGACGCCCUCAACUCCGACUGGCCCCAGGACAGCUCUUGCCAACCCUGCCACAUGGCUUCGAAUUUUGGGCUGCGUGAAGCUCUAA